Messenger RNA from Darwinula stevensoni, 1359 nucleotides. Lineage: Eukaryota; Metazoa; Arthropoda; Ostracoda; Podocopida; Darwinulidae. The record is from the annotation of a GenBank genome assembly.
CAUAUUUUGCAUUCCAGAUGAUCAGUUUUUAUGGGACAACAGGCUCUGGGCUUGAAGCCACAGCAGCACAAGAGGUUUCCACCUUGGGUGCUGACAUCACGAGAAUGACAAAGGGGAAGGUCUUUUUCUUGUGCUCUUCCAGCUCCUGCCCUGAUCUCAUCAAGUUGAAGACAUUUGAGAGACUUUUCCUGGAAGUUUUAUGUGCCUUCCAUGAAGAGAUGGAAAUCUCAUCCAUUGAUAAACUCUUGGAAGAGAUGAAAGCAGUCAAUUGGGAGAGCAAUUUGAAGAAGUGGAAAAACUGCAGGGAAUCAGCAGAAUCAAGUCCCCUAUCUUUUAGGGUCUCAUGCAAAGUGACUGGACAGAUGCGCAAGAAAUUUAGUGCCUUCCAUGUUUCCAAAGCAGUUUCUGCCUCCAUCCAGAACUCCACAAAUUAUGCUGUAAAUCUGAAACAGCCUUGCUUUGAAGUGAAUGUUCGAAUCAGUGAUGAAUACAUCACCAUUGGCAUUCCCCUCACCACAGAACCCCUGUCAAAACGUCCUUAUCUGAAGCACAUCUCUGUUAGGUCAACUAUCUGCCACACAAUGUGUCUGAAGGCUGGUAUAUCAUCAGGGAUGAGAAUAUUAGAUCCAUGCUGUGGUCAUGGAACCAUUCUGGCUGAGGCCUCUUACAACUGGCCUGCUUGCAUCUAUUUUGGACUGGAUCAAGAUCUUGAAGCGUUGAAGAUUGCUUCUGAAAACAUGCAGUCCUGCAAAGCCUCAACUGCAUCACUAAUCUGUGGAGACUGUGCAAGGAUGCCAUUGACAAGUGAGAGUGUGGAUGCAAUCCUCUGUGACCCUCCAUUUGGCAUCAAGCACAACUGCCAGGAAACUGAUAAAUUCCUCGAUAGAUUCCUUCGAGAAUGUUCGAGAGUUCUAUGUGAGGGUGGAACAAUGGUGGUUCUGCUGGGAGGCCCCCUCCGUUCCUCAUUCGAGAUGCAACUGGAGACCGGACAAGGAGAGGGUGAGGAUCCGGGGGACAGACGCGAGAAUCUGAGGGACUUUCCCCAUCUGGUACUGAAGGAGACUCUGCCCCUCAGACUUGGACUUCUGGAUGCCAUCCUCUGGUGCCUCUCGAAGCACUCUGGUCGAGGACAUGUCACCUGACCGGGUGAAGAGGACGUGACCGAGUCAGAUGCAUCUUUGGAGACUGUCAGAUGUUGAAGAGAAUGAAACAGAGUUGGAGAUUCCUGACUUUUUGGGUUUUCCCCUGAAUUUGACUGUAGCUGAGCUCAUCGUGAAGAUUGUGCUAUGAAGAACUGGCAUGCUCCAUGUAUUUUAUCCUUCCUGAGUGCUGGUUCUCUUGGGAAUAAUUAAACCGGCC